Messenger RNA from Lycium barbarum (goji berry), 555 nucleotides. RefSeq lists its product as uncharacterized. Bases 1 to 555 code for a protein of 184 amino acids. NCBI's taxonomy places the organism in Eukaryota, Viridiplantae, Streptophyta, Magnoliopsida, Solanales, Solanaceae. Gene Ontology annotation, molecular function: nucleic acid binding. The transcript has 2 exons. The record is from RefSeq and is a predicted model, not a curated record.
AUGGAGAGUGACUGUUGCAAAUAUGUGCAAAAAUGCCAUCAAUGCCAGAUCCACAGUGAUUUAAUCAGAGUACCACCAAGUGAGCUUAAUGCUAUGAGCUCGCCAUGGCCCUUUGUUGCUUGGGGUAUGGAUGUUAUUGGACCCAUUGAACCCACAGCCUCAAAUGGACACCGAUUCAUUUUAGUCACUAUUGAUUACUUCACCAAAUGGGUGGAAGCGAUGAAUCACAAGUCAGUGACAAAGAAAGUGGUAGCCGACUUCAUGCAAAACAACAUUAUAUGCUGGUUCGCUUAUUGGCCACAAAUAAAUGGAGCCGUAGAAGCAACCAUCAAGAAUAUCAAGAGGAUAUUGAGGAAAAUGACUGAUAAUUACAAAGGUUGGCACGAGCAGUUGCCUUAUGCUUUACUGGGAUACCAUACUACGAUUAGAACUUCAACAAGAGCAACUCCAUACCUGCUAGUCUACAGUACUGAAGCAGUCAUACCCGCCGAAGUUGAGAUACCUUCUUUGAGAAUCAUUCAAGAAGCUGAGUUGUAUAAUGCUGAAUGGGUCUGA